Messenger RNA from Rhizophagus irregularis DAOM 181602=DAOM 197198, 193 nucleotides. The record is from RefSeq and is a predicted model, not a curated record. NCBI's taxonomy places the organism in Eukaryota, Fungi, Glomeromycota, Glomeromycetes, Glomerales, Glomeraceae.
UGGCGCGAUAUAACCUCACUUUAUUUUUACACAAAACUUUCGCUCUUUUCUCUUUUGACCUUUUAUUUUAAAAAAAACUUACGCCCCUUAUCUUUGAAAGCACCUCUCUUAUACUUUAAUUUAGUAUUUUCUUUUAAUAAUGUGGGAUUCUUGGCACAGCUAGCACAUGCAACAUUUAUUUUUUUUAUUGCGC